Syngnathus typhle (broad-nosed pipefish) is the source of this 1950-nucleotide messenger RNA. It is a transcript of the gene aif1l, whose product is annotated as allograft inflammatory factor 1-like. The transcript is spliced from 6 exons. Gene Ontology annotation, cellular component: actin filament; ruffle membrane. Gene Ontology annotation, molecular function: calcium ion binding; actin filament binding. Gene Ontology annotation, biological process: ruffle assembly; actin filament bundle assembly. Lineage: Eukaryota; Metazoa; Chordata; Actinopteri; Syngnathiformes; Syngnathidae. The record is from RefSeq and is a predicted model, not a curated record. Bases 144 to 596 code for a protein of 150 amino acids.
UCAGCGGUUGCCGCUCGGGGUGGGAAACACACGCAGCCUUUGACCGAGCGAGGUUGGAGCAUCACCCGCACGCUUGCGGUGGCCUUCCUGGCUCUACAUUUACCCGUAAACUGGAUUAUAACACGCAAACAAAAACGGCUGGGAUGCCUGCGAGUAAAAAUUUACAAGGAGGGAAAGCCUUCGGGCUGUUAAAGGAGCAACAAAGGCAAAAACUGGAGGAGGUGAAUCAGGAAUUCCUGGAGGACCAAAAGUACAGGGAUGAAGAGGACCUCGCAGAGAAGCUGGAAGGUUUCAAAAAUAAAUAUGCCGAAUUUGACCUGAAUGACCAAGGCGAGAUCGAUCUUAUGGGCCUCAAGCGGAUGAUGGAGAAGCUCGGCGUUCCCAAGACGCACUUGGAGCUGAAGAAGAUGAUCAUGGAGGUGACGGGCGGCGGCAGCAGCAACACCAUCGACUACAGGGACUUUGUCAAGAUGAUGCUGGGCAAACGCUCGGCCGUGCUCAAACUAGUCCUGAUCUUCGAAGACAAAGCCAACGGGGCGCCGUCCUGCAAGCCGGACGGCCCGCCUCCCAAGCGGGACAUCUCCAGCCUGCCUUAAGAUUGCCCGCCACCCAUCCAACCCCUCCUCCUCCUCCCUUUCCUGCCUUCACCGGGCGUCUUUCCCAUCUCCUUACCCAGGUGGACCGCCGAUGGACGAAGGAGGGCAUUUUAGUGACGCGCGCCGCGUGGAAGGUGUCUGUCUUGCGUUAGAGCUUGUCGCUAUCCCAUGUUUGACUGUGAAUAUGAUCCUUUAGGUACAUUGUAGCAUCGGUAGUGGACGUGUAAUCUCGUCGAGUUUUUCGUUUUUGAAGUCGUUGAGUGUUGCGUAUUAAGGGAAGACGCUUUUAUUUUUCGAGCAGCACAAGCAGCUUUCUUCAUCCCAUUUCCGUGGCAGCCUCGCAAGGAUUCUCGCCGCGCCCACCCCGGUCCGCGUUUGAGAGAUUACGGGCCCCGCCGCCCACGCUGAUCUGGAAUCAGUAACUAGUUUUGCCGGGUCCGCCUUUUGGACUUUGACUCGCGCUUGCGUCGUGCUUUGAGGUCAAGCGCGCGUGCAGGGGGAACGCGAUUUACGGGUGCGAACGUACCACGCGACAAUAACCGCAGCACAAUCAUGUUCUUUCCAAGUGCCUCGGUGCGGAGCCAACAGGGAGCUCGUGCAAAGGCGCGGUCCAAGCAGCCAAUGAGAACUCUGUGAAAUCGCUCUUCACGUUUGUCGCAGUUGUUAUGUUGUACUUUGAGUGGUUGAUCGUCGUCCUCCUUUUAACAAGUUGUCCACCGACUUCUUUUUGGCACAACGAGUCUCUGUCAAUGUUAGAACUUUUCACAGUGGUACCUCAAAGGUUUGAGAUGAGUUUAACAAAAUGAGGAUACGAUAUUUGGGCUGGAUGUUCAGGAUACGAUUCAAAUGAAGAAUAUUUUGACAGUCCCUCACGAUUCCAAACGGACGCACAAAAAAUGAAAAAUAUGGCAGCUACCAAGUCGGCUGCUAACACGGGAAGCUAACGUAGCACUCUACAUGGUCGAGUAAAUAUUUGGGAGGGUAUAUUUAGCCUGAAAUUGAGCCAGAGCAUCUCGAAAUGAGGUCCAUUAGAGUACGCUGAUGCUAUUUUUUUUAAGUCUUAUUUUUCCAAUUUCAAUUCAAGCGUAAGGGCCUUGGAUGUACCACUCAAUUUCACUUUUGUUGUCCUGUGUGUGUGUGCUGUGAUUUGUGCCUCUCAAUCUCCACUCGCACUGUCUAACUGUGAUUGUGUCCUAUUUUAAGGCCCAUUUCAUGUGUUUUUGUUUGACCUUGAGCUGGUGUUUGUUUCACAGGCUUUUUUUUAGCGUUGUUUAUUAAAAAAAAAAAAUGCACUUGUUUUUUUUCCCCUUUGUUUUUUUGCAGACACCAAAGGAAUUAAAACAGUCUUCUGAUA